AUGAAGCCCCACAAGAGCGAUGAUAUUCAGAUCGCACAUGAUGAGAACUUGGAUCAAGGCCAGGGCGAUGACCAUACCUCACGAUCAAAAGCUGUUGAAUUUUUAGCGGGAAAUUCAAGUGAGCAACCUAGCUUCACCUACGAAGAGGAAAAAGCUGUGCUUCGCAGAAUUGAUUCGCGGGUCCUUAUUCUUGUACUAUGGGCAUAUUUCUUCCAGCAGCUGGACAAGAGUACAUUAAGUUAUGUGUCCAUUUUCGGAAUCUCAGAGGAUGCUCACCUGGUUGGCCUUCAGUAUUCCUGGCUUGGCUCUAUUCUAUAUCUCGCUCAACUGGUCAUGCAGCCUUUGGCAGCUUUAGUCCUUGUGAAGCUCCCAACAGGGAAGGUUUUGGCUUCGGCAAUCUUCCUUUGGGGUUCCUCGCUCACCAUCAUGGCCGCCUGCACUAAUUUCUCAUCACUUCUUGGUAUGCGCUUUGUCCUUGGGUCGUUUGAAUCAUUGAUCGCACCUUGUUGUGUCGCCAUCACACAGAUGUGGUGGCGGCGUAGCGAGCAGACUCUGCGAGUCAGCUACUGGAGCGCCAUGAAUGGUGUCACAUCCAUCAUCGGAAGUCUACUGACAUAUGGUCUGGGCCAUAUCCACAGCGCGGUGCUAUAUCGCUAUCAGACCAUCUUCAUGUUUUGUGGGCUGCUGACGGUGGCUUACUCUCUCGUUGUCUUUUGGCUCAUGCCAGACUCGCCGAUGGACGCUCGAUACCUCAACCAGCGAGAAAAGUUCAUUGCUACAGAGCGGCUCCGAGCGAAUCAAAUGGGCAUCGUCACCCAGAAGUGGCGAUGGGACCAUGUCCUAGAAGUGAUGCUCGAUCUCAAAACAUAUUGCUGGUUUUUUACCAUCAUUGCUAUCUCUAUUGCAAGUGGUGGCAUCUCCUCAUUUGGCUCCUUGAUUGUGAAGUCUUUCGGAUUCAACAGCUUUCAAACAAUUCUAUUCAACAUUCCCUUCGGAGUCGUUCAAGUCAUCGCUAUAGUGGGUGCCGGUUGGAUCGCUACGCGCACUCAACGAAAAGGUCUCGUUAUCUCGGGCAUGAGUAUAAUGCCCGCGGUCGGUGCUAUCUUGAUGCUUACCGUCCCACGAAAGCAAAAGGGAGUUCUGCUUUUUGGAUACUAUUUGGUUUCAACUUUGGCUGGAAUAACUCCUAUGCUUUAUGCAUGGCAAGCCCAAAAUACCGCAGGCGACACCAAGAAGAAGUGCACUUCCGGGAUUGUAUUUGUUGGAAUGUGCGCUGGAAAUGUCAUAGGGCCACUUCUGUUCUCAACCGACGAUGCACCCUUAUAUCGAACAGGUCUCAUAGCCGAUCUCGCUAUGUUUGUCACAGUGGGAAUUCUCGCCGCGCUUAUCCCUAUCUACCUCGCUUUCUUGAAUAAAAAGCACGAGAAGAUGCGGUUGGGACUUGGAAAGUCCGCGCAUGUCGCUGACAUGUCUAUGCUCCGGAAGGACCAACUCAAAGUGAACAAAGCGACCGAGCUCGAGAGUUCUCAAGAUCAGAAAAAUUCCGUUGAGGAAGAUAAGGGACUAUUGGAUGUGACUGACCUAAAGAAUGAGGAUUUUAUCUAUGUUUAUUAG
Penicillium brevicompactum is the source of this 1614-nucleotide messenger RNA. RefSeq lists its product as uncharacterized. The transcript is spliced from 5 exons. Gene Ontology annotation, molecular function: transmembrane transporter activity. Gene Ontology annotation, biological process: transmembrane transport. Gene Ontology annotation, cellular component: membrane. Bases 1 to 1614 code for a protein of 537 amino acids. The record is from RefSeq and is a predicted model, not a curated record. Lineage: Eukaryota; Fungi; Ascomycota; Eurotiomycetes; Eurotiales; Aspergillaceae.